Molecule: messenger RNA, 459 nt
Organism: Anneissia japonica
Lineage: Eukaryota; Metazoa; Echinodermata; Crinoidea; Comatulida; Comatulidae
Exons: 3
Coding region: 1-459 (152 amino acids)
Source: RefSeq, a predicted model, not a curated record
AUGAAGCAGAGUUGGAGAAAGUUGGACAAAGGAAUACUGGAGGAACGUUUAUUGAAGUUUCUUUGGAAGGAUAUUGUUGAAGAUUUGGACAAGAACUUUGACUUCUUAGUGAAAUUCAUGGAAAGAUUUGGACUUCUUUGUGAAAGGCAGUCACCUAAGGAUUGUGGAACUACUCAACGUGUUUUCUACACUCCAUUGCGCCUGAAACCAAUAGCAGGUCAACAAAGACUCACAGAAGACUUUGGAACUCGUGCUAUUAGCAUUUUCCAUGAUUUCUGUGGCUACCUCCCAGAAGAACUCUUUCCACAGACAGUCACCAGGUUUAUUGAGAAGUUCCAAGCAGUAGCAGGAGGUGAGCCUGAGUUGGCACAUGAGUAUGCAGAGCUCUACCUUGAUGACAACCAUUAUGUGAUUUUUUCUGUUGUCACUGUCAAACAACGACGGAUGUUUAAGCUAUAG